Messenger RNA from Paramecium pentaurelia, 885 nucleotides. The record is from the annotation of a GenBank genome assembly. Lineage: Eukaryota; Ciliophora; Oligohymenophorea; Peniculida; Parameciidae.
AAUGAACCCUUAAGAUCAUUAAAAUUAAUAUGCACAAAACUAGAGAUAAGUAUAAUUUUUCCCUCCUUACAUAAAUCCCUUACCUUGGCCUUGUUAAUAUAAUCAUGCUUAUCCAUACUAUCCACAUCAAAUAAUGUAUUAUCCUAGAUAAAUGACCCCUUUGGUUGUCCCUGAUCUGUUGCAAAUUCAAAAGCAGUAAUAGCAAAAAGUGGUUAUAACAAUUUCGAGUGAUGAAGAGAAAGUGUCUAAAAAACCUUAGGAACAAGCUCCGAAACCUGUUGUAGAAGCACCUCCACAACCCAAAAAGCAGCCUAAGAUAUUGGAUUUAGAUUAGCUGGAAAGUUAAGGAAGGGUAUAUGAUUAUGAAUCUUCUGACUCCCCUCAACUUCCAAAAAGAGUCUCAAAAAGUAUAAAUUUUUAGAAGACAAUGCGAUAAAUGCAUUAUGAAUCAUUCUAAUCACCUAAGCAAAAGAAGAAGACAAUAAAAAAUCGUAAGGAACCUACUCGCAUUCAACCAAAGUUAGCAAAACAAGUUCAAAUAGGAAGAUAGCGCCAACUAAUUGAAUUCCCUCAAUCAAGUGUAAAAACGCGUUUAAUCAGGGUUUACACAAAAAAUGAAGAGAAAUGUACUUGAUAUAAUUUAUUUGAGACAGUUUAGAAAUUACUUAAUAUUCUCUUAUAGAAUUUUCCAAAUGCAAAUGAUGAGGACGUAGUAAGAAUACUUAAUUUUACAGGUAAAUCGUAUGAAAAAGCUAUCAAUUUUGUUUAAGAGAAUGGAUUUCUAGUAUAAUAUUUGAUCGAAAGUAAUAAGAAUUUAAAAAUAUCAUUUUAGCAUAUUAGAAUAAUGUCUUAUCAAGUGAAGAAGAAUCAACAAAUAAAAAGUGA